CAAAACAGAACACUUACCUAAUCCUAGAGAAGAAUCCAGAAAAUGGAAGAGGCUGCAAGAAUGAAGCACAGGAAGACUGUGAACCAGGAAAUGGCAGAUUUAUUCCAACACUUUGGAGAACGUAAAGAGCCUUCUAUUGUGAGCCUAAGUGAACCCUGGAUCUACAAAAUUUGGGAUACCAACCAGAAAUUCAUCUUCCUGAAGGACAGCACGUUAGUAGCAGGUCCACAACAAAAUUCCAAUUCAGAAGUGCAGUUAAUUGCUGUGACUCCAAAUCAAGCCCUAGAUUCAAGUAAGCGACCGCUCUUUAUGGGCACUAAAGAUAAGAAAUACCUUCUGUCUGUGAAGGCAGGUGGUCAACCUCAGCUACAGCUAGUGGCAGGAGACAUUAUGGAACUUUAUAAUAAAAAGGAGGAAUCCAUGGCGUUCACUUUCUUCAACCAGACCAAAGGCAGUGAAGUCACUUGCUGUUUUGAAUCAGCGGCUUCCCCCGGUUGGUUCCUCAGCACAGCUUCUGAGUCAAACAAGCCUGUUGCUUUGAGUCAGGGAGGAGGUUCUGAUAUCACUCUUUUUUAUAUUGAAAGAAAAGAGUAAAUCAGAAUAGCUCAGAGGUAUUGCUUUCAAGGGGAAGAGAAAGCUGUUAAUGCCCAUCAGUGGGUUUUUUUCUGAAUUAAGCGUGUAGACCUUUGCAGUUUUAGUUUUAAAAAUCUGGGAGCUGGUAGUGGUGAGGAAGCUGGAUUUCUGGUAAGAUGUGAGUGGAGAUGUAGACGGUGGUCUGAUUUAGCCAAGUCCAUUGUCAGUCUGAAUGCGGUAAAGAACCAAACCAAAACUAUUGCCCGCAUAACCAAGCAAGAACAGUAAGUAACUUGCUCUGUAGUCUGAUACCGGAGAUGCAUUUUGGGCCAAGAUAAGGCAAGGAUCAGGGAUGUACAACCCAUCCACAAUAUUCCAAGAAAAUGAUGACAUAAUUUUUUAGCUUUACAUCUGAUUAAUGGUGUUUUUGUAGAGGGUUCAUUAUCACUACUAAGAGAGUUGAGAAUAAUACCACCCCAGGGAUCUUCAAACCUGGCCAGGAGAAGAGACUUCUGCAAUAAUCUGGAAUGGAUAAUGUAUUCAAUGCAUAAAAGUUUAAUAAAGGAAUACCAGUAUUUAACUAU
Eublepharis macularius is the source of this 1157-nucleotide messenger RNA. Its product is annotated as interleukin-36 receptor antagonist protein-like. The transcript is spliced from 4 exons. The record is from RefSeq and is a predicted model, not a curated record. Bases 43 to 594 code for a protein of 183 amino acids. Gene Ontology annotation, molecular function: interleukin-1 receptor binding; cytokine activity. NCBI's taxonomy places the organism in Eukaryota, Metazoa, Chordata, Lepidosauria, Squamata, Eublepharidae. Gene Ontology annotation, biological process: cellular response to lipopolysaccharide; inflammatory response to antigenic stimulus; cytokine-mediated signaling pathway.